Molecule: messenger RNA, 6620 nt
Organism: Leguminivora glycinivorella
Lineage: Eukaryota; Metazoa; Arthropoda; Insecta; Lepidoptera; Tortricidae
Gene: PsGEF
Exons: 15
Coding region: 141-5120 (1659 amino acids)
Biological process (GO): signal transduction
Cellular component (GO): plasma membrane; nucleus
Molecular function (GO): protein binding; guanyl-nucleotide exchange factor activity
Source: RefSeq, a predicted model, not a curated record
CGGUACGCAUGCGCGAAUAACUUUUUAAUUCUUACUUUUAAUUUCAACGUGCGGCCAGUUACGAAUUUUCGAAUGUCGAAUGUUGCGUGUGUGUUUAUAUAAGGAUUGUUAUUGUGGAAAGUGCGCAUUUUCGAACAAAAAUGCUUAAAUGGGCGGUAUACAAAAAGAACCAAGAAGCCAAGAGCGACGCCGAAUCAGAAGAAAAAGAAUACGAUGGACCUUACAACAAUAAAGCCAGACGGUCGCUCGACGCCCAGGCAAUUAAGAAAAGCAAAAAACCCAGCCGGUACCAGAGGCGAUCACUCGGACCUUCUGCAGUUAGGAAAAACAUCAAAACUGUUGACAAAGAAAACCUAAACUACAUAGGAAAUACCCCAAACUAUUUCAAAGAAGGCUUCGUCAAGAAAACAGAAAUACUAGCCCUGAAAGACGUCAGCAACAUAACCCCAACCAAUGGAACACCCGUUAAAAACUUCGAAAGAAGACGUUACUAUGUAAAUGGCUCUAAAGAUGAUAUCCCACCAAAUUUACCUCCUACUCCUCCUACAUACAGUAGGAGAGUUAGAGAAGCGAAAAAGAGAAAAUUAGAGAUGUCCCAAGAAAACUUCAGAAGAGACAGUAGCGUGUACAAGUCGGAAAGGAGGAUAAGAUCUGUUGACAGAAGCCUACUAAGUUCAGGUUUAUCGCAAAGCUCCUCAGAACCUUCACUUAACGAACUUUCUGACAGGCUUAGUUUGACAAGCAGUAGGUUUUCCUUCGCAGCCAACAAACUACCGAAAAACACUGGUCCUAUCAGCACAACAAAAGCUGCCAGUGAAGGUAUAGUUGAAAUCGUAUACGAUGAAGACUUGGUCCUCAACUGUGUCGAAAAACCUAUCGAAAAUAAGGUUGUAGAAAAAACAACAUUGCCAAUUUUCGGCCAUCACAUAUUCACUGAUAAUCCUCUGUAUUUUAACAAAAAUGACAAUGGGUUUAGUAAUAUUAUACCUUUAAAGCGCACGAGAAAGAAAUCAAAUGAAUUUGAAAGCUCCUUUAAAUCGCCAUGUGUGGAUAAAAGAGACACGCAUACACUAGUAAGGGACGCAUGUUCACCUGUCUCAGUUACUCCUUUGUCAAUGAAAUUAGCCGCUUUAAGGUUUAGUGCGUUGAGCACGCAUAGCAAGUCAAAACGAGUUCCUUUUACAAGUGAUGAUACGGAGUAUUUUCCUAAAGUGGAAAAUCCAUUCCCUAUUGCAUUGAAAGAUGAAGAGAGUGCUACUGAAAUGGAAUACAAAUUUUUAUUAGGCAAAGAUUCUAUUACAAACAAUACAGAGUCAACUGUAUCUACAACGCAAAUGGGAGACGUGACUCUGGAAAGGAUGAUUGAAGAUAUUAUAAAGAGUACUAAAAUUAUUAAAUCUAAGAGAAGAGUAUUGAAUAAAGAUGUACAAGUAUCUAUAGAAGAAGAGAUUCCGCCAUUAGAGUGCGUCAAAGAUCUAUUCGUGAAUCCUCAAGCUGAAAACAAGGCUAACUUAAUAAAGGAGGCGAGGUACGUGAACCUGUCACGGGAAAACUCGGUGUCGCCAAAAAGUACACCCACUAAGAAAAUUAUGCCCAUACAUAGGGUAAACGAGAAACUACUCAAAAACCUUCCUAUUGGGUGUUUUAUACUUGAUGACGGCGAUGGUUAUAAUGAAAGAGAAGUGUGUACACCAGAUAAUGCUAUAGAAUCUAAGUCAAGGAUACGGACCAGUGAAAAUUUUAGCAGAACGCUAUGCAGGUCACAGUCCAUGAACGCAGCAUCAAUAGACACUGCUAAAUUACAUCGAACGAAUUCUGAGUCAACGCCAGAUAUAUCAAAAGAAAGUGCAAAUCUAAGAUUGAAGAGACAAAGGUGCAUCCGUAGGAAAAAAUCAACAGUCAGUAACGACAGCCAAUGGAAGCUGAAGGAUUCUAAAUCAGUGUUAACAAAUUUAGAGAUACCCAGUCCAGCCUUAGAUCUUCACAGUGUCUCUACUGAAUCAUUUACCAUAGAUUUUGAACGGAAUAAGUCAAUACGAUCCAACGUAUCGCAUAGUAGUCUAAAGUCUACAGUAGAGCCAAGAAGAUCGCAAGAAAUGUUCGGACUUACUCUUGAAAAUGGUAUUCCAAGUCCUAUCACACCAGUACCUAAUUUAAAACGGCCAAGUAAUGUUUUAAGUGAAGAAAGAGCGCACAAAACUAGUAAACUUGAGGAGCCGCUAGACGCGUUCACUCCAGUCAUAGAACACAAGUCUUCUAGAAGAUGUUUAACGUAUUCUCCUGAAGAGGGCAGUAUCAACAGCAGUGAAGAGAAAAGAAGAAGUGUCGUCAGCAAUCCGAUGGAGACUAGUAGUCAGAGAUUAAACGCGCCUAAGGGGACAAUUGAUUUAGAAAUCAUUACAAAGGAUGACGUUAUUGACGUCCACGUUAUUCGCUGCCGGGAUCUCCGCAGGGCGUGCGGGAGCACGGAAAAUAUAAAUGCAUACGCAAAGGUGGUAAUCGGCGGAGCGUCAGAGAGCCAAUCCGCUCCAUCGCAGAGGUCAAUUUUCCAACGAACAUCUGUUCUCUAUGGAAAAAGGGAGCCAGAGUUCCAGAGACACUUGAAACUGCCCCUCCCCACAUCUGUAUACGACAACCAGAUGCUCCACGUCUCUGUUUGGCACAGAGACAAAAAAUAUCGCCGGAGCGAGUUCCUAGGAUGUGUCUCGUUCCCCCUAAAAGAUGCUGCUAAGACCGACGUCUCCGGGUCCUUCUAUUUGCAGCGGCCGGCGCCCGCGCCCCCAUGCGCUAGAGAACUGAGCAAGAUGGCUACAGAUAACAUUGACACUAGCACAGAAGAGAAGGAGAAUUGCAAUGAUAAAGGAACCCUCAAUGGCCCAUCGGGACAGACGGCGGUGGCAGCAGCGCUUCAGAGAGAGGCAGACGAGCACCUGUUCCUUAGAUACUUGGAACUGGACCCGCCAGAGGAUGCUGCCGCGCCUAGGAGGGCGCAAAGGAACGGCAGGACACCAUUCACCACCUCUAGAAAACUGACCCGUGGCACGAACGGUGGUUUCGGCUUCACCGUGGUAUGGACGCGGCCGCCGCGCGUCGAACGCGUCGCCGCCGGCGGCUCGGCCGAACGGGCCGGUCUAAGAGCAGGGGACUACAUUGUCUUCGUCGGGAACAAGAAUGUAGUCACGUCCAGCGAGGAAGAAGUGCGGGGGCUGGUUAAAUCCGCGGGCCAGACCCUCCAACUCGAGACCUUCCGAAGAGUGCCCCAGAACGGUGUCGGAGCGCGCCCUCGCCUAGCGCAAGUGACCAUCCCGUUCCCGGAGUCCACUCCCCCGCCCGCCCCACGCUCCCCGCGCGUCGCCCCCGCGUCGCCCGCCCCCGUCGCCCGACCGCCGACCGCCUGUUCGUCCACCAGCCAGAGUCUCGACCGACGCAAACUGCAGCUCCCUCAAGUGACGUUCUCGAAAGAGGCCCCUACAGCUGACAGCAGAAAACGCGCCCUCCUAGCAGUCGUUGCCCGCGAACAGCAUUAUGCAACAUGUCUCCAAUUCGGCUUGGUUCGCUUCGUGUCACCUCUGGCUGAGAGAGCGGACCUCAUCGCGCCGAACGACCAUCAGCUAUUAUUUCAGAACUUAGAAGAGAUCCUAAGGCUAUCCGAAGAUAUCUUAGACCAAGUGGUGCAAGAUGAUGGGGAGAUCCAAACGUCGACGGUGGUAGCCGUUUAUCUGCAGAAGGCGUCAGUGUUCCUAAGCUUGUAUAAGAAGUACUGCCUUGGGUUGAAGAGGGCAGACUGUGUUCUAGUUAAAAAAUCGAAAGACCCCAGCGGCGCAUUCUCUCGCUUCUGCACCAGCCCGCCGAUCCCUCGCCGGAGGCCCGACAUCACUUCCCUGGUCCACAAGCCUUUGGAACAGUUCCGGGAACUGCUCAGGCUCAUGAGAGCUGCUGCAGCGUCAGCAGGGGCUGGGCCGUACGAUCAGCUCGAGAAGAAGCAGUUGCAAGUCAUUGUUGAACAAUUGCUGAGCGCAUACCAAGAUGUGACAGCGGGUUCUGGUCUCAUGGGUUUGGCUGGCGAUGGGAAACCGCUUCUCUCUGUCGCAGACCUUGAGAGCAGACUUGUCUUCACUAGGUGUAAGCCCUUCAUACUAAGCACAACCGGCCGGCAAUGGAUCUUCGGAGGCGAGCUGUCCAGGGUAGAAGGUCGUGCCGUCCGACCCUACUGGGCCCUGCUGUUCAGCGAUCUUCUACUCUUCGCCACUGUCUCCAGAGAUCGGGUGCUCUUCGUCACUGAGGAACCGGUGCUGCUGGCUACGGUGUCUGAUGCUCAGUUCAAUCUUAGGAAAAAAGCGACAGAAUUCAGGCUGAUCCUCGGAAGAACAGGGGGUGAAAGCCCAUUAGUCUCCUGCGCACCCCGAACUCCUGGCCGAACUAGAACAGUGGUGCUACGGGCUCCUUCGAUAGACCUCAAGGCUGUGUGGCAGAGUCUUCUUCAGCGACAGAUAUACCGAGCGAACACGAUGUCCGGCACUCCCCUCGGCUCACCACUCGACUCGCCGGACCCCCAGCUCACGUUCUCCCUGGCCACGCUGGACUCGCAGCAGCGCCAGGUAUCCGCCUCCAGCUUCCAGCGCGUCUCCAGCCUCGCCCUCCUGCCCGCCAGCAGCUAUCGCUCACACCUCAACAUGCUCACCGAGGAACGCCCAGAAAAAGAAGUCAGGGUCAGCUUCGAUGUCCGGACCAACUCCAUGUCACCCGUCCCCCAACCGGUCAGAGGACCGCUUAGCUCAGUGUGGCGAACGGCACCCACCCCAGAAACCCCCUCGGCCAAUCUCUCCCCGGCCGACUCACAAACUUUCUCAUCCCAUUUCGUCUCCACUUCGUCCAUGGAGAAGAAUGGCGAAGCCACUUCUCCUAGCGCUCAAUUGACACCGGAUGCCGGUGAGAAUUAUUCCGACUUGUCGCCCUGUAGAUGGGAGUCUUUCGAAGCCGAUCUGGCCAUGGCGGAUUUGGACGUAGACCCGUCUUAUAAGCACGCUGUCGAGGAGCGUAUAUUCCUGCCCGACGACCCGCUUUUCUCCUGUAUGAUGCUGCCGGAGCGGCCUACCCCCCCGGCGUACCUGGAGCUCUGAUCCCCCGACUCCGAUACGGAGGCGGAGGCCUUGGACAGCCGCUUGCCCCGGAAGUGUGAUAGCGACUGGGGGUAGCUUUGUUUCGGCAUCGUCCCCGGUAGAUGGUGUUGGAUGGUGUAGAAGGCUUUCGUCGUGUAGACCCGAGCGUUUGUUGGAUUGUUAUAAAAUUUGCUUAUAGUUGAGAAUAAGGUUGUGGUACAUUUUUGAGAGACAUAUUUUCGAUUAGCAGUAUUGAAGUGAUUUAGUAUUUUCAUCAAUACUAUAAGUCUGACCUAUUUUAGUUCGGUGUCCGAUCUCUAUCUUCUAGGGUGUGACAAUCUGGUAGUAAAAUUUUACAGAACUGAGAAACCCUUGUACAAUGCUUAAGAGAUGUUGAAAGGUGUCUAGAUAUGCCAAUAUAUUUUACCGGGUAGCCUAAGUGUCAAAGAUGUAACAAUAGGGUACCAACAGUAGCAAAUAUUUAUAUACGAACUCAUUCCUAGGGGUUUUCAGGAGUUUAGUUUGGCUUCGUAAGUCUUCCGUCCUUUUCUUAUGACGUAUUUCGACGUUGUUAGACUCGACUGUCCCUCGAUUUUGUGACUAAUGGGAUGUUUUAAUGAAUGUUUACGUAAUAGCCCCAAAUUUAUCGUGUUGUUAAUAUUAGAAAGAUAUAUUGUGCAGAAAUUAUAGGUCUUUGUAAUGUGUAACUUAUCUGUACAUAGCCUUACAAUCAUUGUACAGGUCAUGUGGAUAUUGUGCGAUUUGCGUCGCGACACUAACUUCACUAACCUUAUGUUUUGUUGCAUUUUUGUUUAGAAAGCUUUUUGUUUUGACUGUUUUAUUUGGAUUACUACACGUUUUAACUCGUAGUUGAAGCAAUCGUUGCUUUCUGAUGUCUUAUGACUAAUGAAUAGAGAUAAUCGAGCUUCGAAUUUUGACUUAUACCUUUUGGACUAACUAAUGUAAUACAUUUCUGAUUUCGAACGGUUGCUUCGAACCACGUCGUAACGCACUUGUUUCUCUUAAACGAGAUUUUUUUGUUAUUUGUAAUAAAACUGACAGUAGGUAACGAUUAAAUUUGAAACUACGAGUGAAAUGAAAUCCAAAUAAAACUGUAGAAGUUAAUAUAGAGCACUAUUGCCUUUAUACGUAGAAUUAAUGUGUUUACAACGAAAAAUGGUAGUCGAUUGUACAAAUAUAGUUAUAGUUUUUUUGUUAGUAGCUAAUUGUAUUAUAAUAAAGUAUUUUGAGUUCCUCAAUACCCGAUAUAUCGCUGGCAUCGCAAAAGCAAAAUGUUCACAUAACCUCUUUUACCCCGGUCCCGUUACGACUAAGCUAAAAAUUUUUACAAAACGAAUCCUAGCUAGAAAUCUUUCGGUGUUUUCGGCUGUGUGUAAAUUUUUAAUAAUUAUAAAAGAAAAAUGCAAAUAAUUUUGAGAAAAAAGUUUUUGACUGGGUCCCCUGUAGAGUGCCGAUGUAUAUUUGUGUUUAGACCGGAUGUCAAAUAAAGACGUUUGUCAA